Molecule: messenger RNA, 1191 nt
Organism: Aspergillus candidus
Lineage: Eukaryota; Fungi; Ascomycota; Eurotiomycetes; Eurotiales; Aspergillaceae
Exons: 2
Coding region: 1-1191 (396 amino acids)
Biological process (GO): regulation of transcription by RNA polymerase II
Molecular function (GO): DNA-binding transcription activator activity, RNA polymerase II-specific
Source: RefSeq, a predicted model, not a curated record
AUGGUUGCCUGGAAUUGCGACGAACGCCGUCCGAUCUGCUCCCACUGUUCCAUCGCAGAGCGAGCAUGCGAGUACCGCUCUCCACGACUCCCCACAGUAGAAGAAAGCCCAUCACCACCAUCGACAGCACCAGGAACAUCACCACCAACACCAAUCAACCUCCACGAGACUAUAUCCCCCCAAGGACCCCCCGCAAACCUCCUCCACCUCCAACUCCUCCACAACUUCACAACCUCAACCUCUCAAUCCCUCACAUCACCCCCCGACUCCGACUCCCCCCUCUUCACCCCAAACCUGACCUCCCUCGCCCUCUCCGCCCCCUACCUCGCCAACGAGCUCCUCGCCCUCUCCGCCCUCCACAUAAGCGCAACCCAACCCUCCCUCCGCAAAUCCUACCACCACCACGCCGCCCAGCUCCAAACCCACGCCCUAGCAGCCUUCAACGCCACCCCGGACCUCGUCCCCAUCACAAAAGACACCUGCGCCCCGCUCCUCCUCUUCUCGUCCUGUCUGGGCCUACACGCCCUCUGCGAUACGCUCGUCUUUCGCGAUCUCCCUGAUAGGGAUACGGACUUUGGACAUUUUAUCGCUCGCUUUGUGAAAUAUCUCCGGUUGCACCAUGGUGUCCGUGCUGUUACGGGAUCGGCGUGGUCGAUGCUUCGUGCGUCUGUCUUAUCACCCGUUUUAGAGGGAAGCGUUGCCCUCUUCGAUUGGAAUGGCGGUGGUGGUGGUGGUGAUAGCAACGGCGAUGACAGCAAUAACCUAGCACCCCCAUUUCGCCACCUCCGGGACCACAUCACCGCCCGUCGUCUCGGCGCAGACUCAACCCGCGUCUAUCACCAGACGAUACAUGCUUUGCAAGUCGCAGCCAACGCAUCGCGCCUGUGUCUAGAAAACGACGACGUCAACAUCAACAGCGACAAGGAAAGCCAAAGGGAGAAAAAAUCAAACCCCAACGGCGUAAUAGCCUGGCCCGUCCUCAUUUCCCCCUCCUACAUCGACCUGCUUAUGCACGGGCGUCCCGAAGCGCUGGUGAUAUUAGCGUGCUACGGGGCACUGCUGCACCGCUUCUCAGGGUUGUGGAUAUUUGGCGAUGGGGGCCGGUUUUUGGUUGAGUCUGUGGGGGAGUUUUUGGGGAGCGAGUGGGAGGCGUGGUUGGUUUGGCCGAGGGGGGUUUUGUAUGGGUAUUGA